AUGCAGGAGGACCAUUUAAGGGAAUCUGAUAUUUUAACCUCUGCAUUUCCAACAACACAAUCAACUUGGAAUUUUUCACACUGUUCUGAAAAUGCCACCAUCUGCAAAGGGACAUCCUGCUUAAAGCCGACAGAUGAUUUCAACAAAGUUUUGAGUGUAAUCUUAAGUACCGUCCUAACAGUUAUGCUGGCAUUGGUGAUGUUCUCCAUGGGCUGCAAUGUGGAACUGAAGAAAUUUUUAGGACACAUAAGAAGGCCUUGGGGUAUCAUCGUUGGUAUCCUUUGCCAGUUUGGAAUCAUGCCUCUCUUGGGUUUUACCCUGGCAUUUGCUUUUAAUGUGCUUCCAAUUCAAGCUGUUGCAGUGAUCAUCAUGGGAUGUUGUCCAGGUGGAACAUCUUCUAACAUUUUAGCUUACUGGUUGGAUGGUGACAUGGACCUGAGCAUCAGUAUGACAACAUGUUCAACCCUGCUGGCCAUGGGAAUGAUGCCACUUUGUAUCUUUGUCUACACCAGGAUUUGGACAGAUUUCGACUCCAUUUACAUCCCCUAUGACAGCAUUGGCAUUUCAUUGGUUGCGCUUGUCAUUCCUGUUUCCUUUGGGAUAUUUUUUAAGCAUCAAUGGCCCAGGAUAGCUAAAAUUAUUCUUAAGAUUGGUUCUAUAAGUGGCGGUAUUCUCAUAGUGAUCAUAGCUGUAGUUGGAGGAAUAUUAUACCAAAGUUCCUGGACAAUUACACCUGAACUUUGGAUUAUUGGGACUAUCUUUCCAGCUGCUGGUUAUUCUCUAGGCUUUUUCUUGGCUCGCAUAGCUGGCCAAUCCUGGCACAGAUGCCGUACGGUUGCUCUAGAAACAGGAAUGCAGAACUCUCAGCUGUGUACAACCAUUGUGCAGCUCUCCUUCAGUCAGGAACAACUGGCACUCAUGUUUACUUUUCCACUCAUCUAUUCCAUUUUCCAGCUUUCUUUUGCAGCAAUAAUUCUGGGAGUUUACCAGAUCUACAAAAGAUAUUUUGCUGAUGGAAAGAGCAUUUUGAUAGAGAAAAACCAAGGUGAAUCGGAGCCAGUGUCAACUUAUGCAACAAUAAAUGGAGGAUUUAAGACAGAAGAAGGAAAAGAAGAAAACCACACAACAGUGACGGCAAAUGGAAAAGUAUAA
Messenger RNA from Notechis scutatus (mainland tiger snake), 1152 nucleotides. It is a transcript of the gene SLC10A2, whose product is annotated as solute carrier family 10 member 2. Gene Ontology annotation, biological process: bile acid and bile salt transport. Gene Ontology annotation, cellular component: apical plasma membrane. The record is from RefSeq and is a predicted model, not a curated record. Gene Ontology annotation, molecular function: bile acid:sodium symporter activity. NCBI's taxonomy places the organism in Eukaryota, Metazoa, Chordata, Lepidosauria, Squamata, Elapidae.